GGCGGGGCGCGGCUCCCGCGCAGGCGCGGCGGCGGCGGCGGCCAUGUCGGUGCAGGAGGACCCGGUGCAGCGGGAGAUCCACCAGGACUGGGCCAACCGCGAGUACAUCGAGGUGAUCACCAGCUCCAUCAAGAAAAUCGCGGACUUCCUCAACUCCUUCGACAUGUCGUGCCGGUCCCGGCUGGCCACCCUGAACGAGAAGCUGACGGCGCUGGAGCGGAGAAUCGAGUACAUCGAAGCCCGGGUCACCAAGGGGGAGACGCUGACAUAGGCCCGGGGCGGCCCCGGCCCCCGCCGCCGGAGCACCGCCGCCCCUCACCCCGCUCGGGGCCCGCCGCCACCGCCGCCGCCUCUGCUCGUGUUGCCAAUAAACCGCUGUGCUCCUGCCCUGCCUGCUCUCUGCGUGCCUGCCUGGGGCCGGGCCGCGGGAUGCCCGGCUCCCUGCCACCGUCCUGGAUGUCCAGAGCCUGCCCUUCCAUCUGCCUGACCCACGGGGUUUGGGCACACGUUCCUCCCCACGCGUGGGGGCUGAAUCACAGGGGCUGCAGGCCAGGCUGUUGUCAGCUCCUGGAGACACCUGACUGGCCUUUGGGGUGCUUUGUGCUCCUGCUGGGAUUAUAGAAAAUCUGGUGAUCCCUAUGGUCUGGAGGGUGUCUCAGCCUUCACAUGUGCACGUCGGGGCAGUGUGGGGACAGCAGGCUCGCCUGGCCUGGUGCACAUGCCACAGGAGAGGGUCCUUUGCCAGCAGCGGGAAGAGGUGUUUCUCCUCUCUUCGAGGCAAGUGGCAAGGAGAAGGAAGUCUCUCAGCCCUUCCCCACCACUCCUCUGUUUAUCUCAGUUUUUCAGGGGGCAUCUAGAUCUGCAGAUUCACUGCUCACAUUUAGUGUUUGUUGGGGAGUCCAUGGAAUUGGUGUCACCAAAGGUUUUAUUGCUUCCCAGCAGGCUUUAAAAGUCUUGGUAUAUUCUCCAACUGUAAUCUUAGCUUUUUCAUGAUGGCACUGUCAUGCCUGCAGUGUUUACUGAGCACCUGAGUUACUUAAUGUUUGUUAUAUUUUUGAGGCUGCCUGACAUCAGCUGAUUCCUUGUUGAUGUAGGUCCUUCUCCGAGCUCACAGUUUUGUUCUCCAUAGAAAUUUCUGUUUUCCAUUGUUUGAAUAAGUGCUUCUCCAGCUUUUCCCUCAGCUCUCAUGGUUACUGUCGGUUUGGGCUGCGCAUCAGGGAGGCUUGGCUGCCUUUGGAGCACAGUACCUGUGGAAAUGACUGCUUUGUAGCAGCCCUGCAGUGAAGUGGAACAGCCAUGGGUCACUGCCCUUAGGUGUAGGGACCAUAUCAAAUUAUAUUGUUGUCAUAAGAAGAUUGAUAGGUGGAAGGAAAGCAGCUCUCCCUUGGCUCCACGGUGGCUGCUCUGUAGCCCAGGUACAUCAGAAUACUGCCAUGGCCCAUGCAUUGCUUACUGUGGAUGUGCUGGAGUCCUGAGAUCUCCAUCACUGGAGAUAACUCAGUAUUUAUCUGGAGAAGGCCCUGAACUAUUUGGAUGUUGAAGUUGGCCUUGCUUUGAAUGGGACGGGGUUGAGGCUGAGACCACCAGAGGUUCUUGCCUAAAUUAUGCUAAGAUUCAUCAAUUCAAGGACUGAGUGGGAGACAGGGUGCCACAGUCAGUCCCUGGCACUGUGCUCUUUUUCCUCUUAAACCAGGAUUUCUCAAAGGAGUAGGUUUUGCCAUGCAGUUGGUGGGAUCUGCUGGAAGGUACCACUCCUCCCAGGGUAUGUGCUCUCACAGAGCUUCAGCACUGCGGGAUCAGCCUGUCUGGUUCAUCUCCCAGCAGCAGGGAUGCUGGGCAGCUCACUGCACUACAGAGUUCUGCCCUUUUCCUUUCAAGGAGUCUUACUAGUUCCCUAAGGAUCCAGGUUUUCUGGUUGGGUGCUGCUUAUUCCCGGUUGUGAGAGG
Messenger RNA from Motacilla alba alba, 1946 nucleotides. It is a transcript of the gene BRK1, whose product is annotated as BRICK1 subunit of SCAR/WAVE actin nucleating complex. Gene Ontology annotation, molecular function: protein-containing complex binding. The transcript has 3 exons. Gene Ontology annotation, cellular component: SCAR complex. Lineage: Eukaryota; Metazoa; Chordata; Aves; Passeriformes; Motacillidae. Bases 44 to 271 code for a protein of 75 amino acids. Gene Ontology annotation, biological process: regulation of actin polymerization or depolymerization; cell motility; actin filament organization. The record is from RefSeq and is a predicted model, not a curated record.